This is a messenger RNA of Cajanus cajan (pigeon pea), 3093 nucleotides long. Its product is annotated as Tetratricopeptide repeat (TPR)-like superfamily protein. Gene Ontology annotation, biological process: RNA modification. The record is from RefSeq and is a predicted model, not a curated record. Gene Ontology annotation, molecular function: protein binding; RNA binding. Lineage: Eukaryota; Viridiplantae; Streptophyta; Magnoliopsida; Fabales; Fabaceae.
GUAAUUUGAUAUUUCAUUGUAGUCUAUUAUCGUAGACACAUCCAUGAGUGAAAAAUUGUUAGUACUUAGUACUUGAUCCCCAUAAGGACAAAAUGGUUGGCAGAUUGCUUAGCGGUGAAAUCUGGGUGGAUAGUAUGUAACAUGAACAUCAUGAUUGCGCUUCAUUUGUUGAAUCGAUAGGUGUGACUGCGACCAAAGUGGAUGCCUUUUCUUCCACUUCCUCCCCAACACUCCCAUUUCCUGCGAGCCCUCCUCCACUGCACCCGCCACACAGACCUCCGUAAAGGUCGAGCCUUGCACUCUCUUAUCCUCAGAACCAGUUCCAUCUCUGCCACCUACCCUCGCCAACACGCUCUUAGCCUCUACGCCAAGUUCGGCCACAUCGCCAAAGCCACCCUCGUGUUCCACACCAUCGCCCACAAAGACGUCGUCUCAUGGAACUCUCUCAUCAACGCCUUCUCCCAGCAACAAUCCCACGCCACCUCUCUACACGCCGUGCGCCUCUUCCGCAGCAUGAUGGCACACAGCACCCUCCCCAACGCCCACACCUUCGCCGGCCUCUUCACCGCCGCCUCCACGCUCUCCGACGCCCGCGCCGGCCUCCAGGCCCACGCCGUUGCCGUCAAAACGGCAUGCUCCCACGACGUCUUCGCCGCGAGCUCCCUCCUCAACAUGUACUGCAAAACGGGCCUCGUUUCGGAGGCGCGUCACCUGUUCGAUGAAAUGCCCGAGAGAAACGCGGUUUCGUGGGCCACCAUGAUUUCCGGGUACGCUUCUCGUGAGCUCGCGAAUGAGGCUCUGGAGCUCUUUGAACUCAUGCGUCGCGAAGAAGAGGGUGAAAAUGAGUUUGUUCUCACUAGUGUUCUUAGCGCUUUGACGAGUCACGUGUUUGUGGACACUGGAAGGCAGGUUCAUUCUCUUGCCAUGAAAAACGGGUUGGUUUGCAUUGUGUCUGUGGGGAAUGCUCUUGUCACGAUGUAUGCGAAAUGUGGGAGCUUGGAGGAUGCGCUCAGGACUUUUGAGUUGUCGGGGAAUAGGAAUUCGAUCACGUGGUCGGCUAUGGUCACUGGCUUUGCGCGGAGUGGGGAUGCUGAUAAGGCUUUGAAGCUGUUUUAUGAUAUGCAUCACUCUGGUGUGUUUCCUACUGAAUUUACUCUUGUUGGGGUGAUCAAUGCUUGCAGUGAUGUUUGUGCUAUUGUGGAAGGGAGACAAAUGCAUGGUUAUUCCUUGAAGUUGGGGUAUGAAUUGCAGUUGUAUGUUUUGUCGGCUUUGGUGGACAUGUAUGCGAAAUGUGGUAGCAUAGGGGAUGCUCGGAAGAAUUUUGAGUAUAUACAGCAACCUGAUGUUGUUCUUUGGACUUCCAUAAUAACGGGGUACGUGCAAAAUGGGGAUUAUGAAGGUGCUUUGAAUUUGUACGGCAAAAUGCAGAUGGGGGGAGUUAUCCCCAAUGACUUAACUAUGGCGAGUGUCCUAAAGGCUUGUUCUAGCCUGGCAGCAUUAGAUCAGGGAAAGCAAAUGCAUGGCAGGAUUAUUAAGUAUGGUUUCAGCUUGGAGGUUCCGGUUGGAAGUGCUCUUUCUGCCAUGUACGCCAAGUGCGGAAGUUUGGAUGAUGGGUAUCGCAUCUUUUGGAGGAUGCCUGCAAGAGAUGUGAUUUCGUGGAAUGCAAUGAUAUCUGGACUUUCUCAAAAUGGUCACGGCAAUGAAGCCUUGGAGUUGUUUGAUGAGAUGUGCUCAGAGGGAACGAAGCCUGAUAGUGUCACGUUUGUGAAUCUUCUCUCUGCUUGUAGUCAUAUGGGACUGGUGGACAGAGGGUGGGUUUAUUUUAAGAUGAUGUUAGAUGAGUUUAACGUUGCUCCAACUGUAGAGCACUAUGCUUGCAUGGUUGAUAUCUUGAGCCGUGCUGGUAAACUCAACGAAGCAAAAGAUUUCAUUGAAUCAGCAAGGGUUGAUCAUGGUCUGUGUUUGUGGCGCAUAUUAUUAGGGGCAUGUAGGAACCAUCGUAACUACCAUCUUGGGGCUUAUGCUGGAGAGAAACUAAUGGAGUUAGGCUCACCGGAAUCAUCUGCUUAUGUGUUGUUAUCAAGUAUAUAUACAGCUUUAGGAAAGUGGGAAGAUGUGGAGCGUGUCAGGGGAAUGAUGAAAGCCCGAGGGGUGACUAAAGAACCUGGUUGUAGCUGGAUUGAGUUGAAAAGUCUGACUCAUGUAUUUGUUGUUGGAGACAGCAUGCACCCGCAAAUUGAUGAAAUACGGUUGGAGUUAAAACUGUUAACUAAUUUGAUGAAAGAUGAAGGAUAUCAACCACUUUUGGAUUCAUUGCCUCCUGAAACUGUCAGUGAUGAUUUGAAAGAUCAAGAAGGCAGCCAUGAGAUAGAACCUCGUGUUUGUGUUGGCUUGUAGCAAGCUUGGGGAGAUGAUCAACUCAUGCGCAAUGCAAGACUAUUGUUCAUUGUAUUCAGAAAACUCUUUCGUGGAUGCAUUUCACCGGAGUAUUGCAAUUAGUGCAUUCAUGUGGCUCUCUCGUGCUUUUUGCUGAUUGCUUAGCCGAGAGGAUUGCCACCCCUCAAGAAGGAAGGUAAUCGACGUGCCAAUGAUUUGAAAUCUGGCCUAUAGCCAAGAUUUUCAAGAUGUGAUUGAUAAGAAUGAAUAAUUAGUUUAUUAGUCAUGCUGUUUAUGGGAGAAAAUACUGACGUGAAUCACAAUCCAGAACCAGAAAGAGGUCAGUAGUCAUUUUAUCCAGUUAGGUCAAUCAGCGGGAGCAGACAACAAGCUAACAAAUCAUACUUGCUUGAAUUCCAACUAUAUAAUGCGUUGGGUCAUUUGUACUACAGAGUGAGGCAACUGUAUGUGCUGGCAAUAUCUUAGACUCCAAGGUGUUCUUUUGGUUUGUUUAAAUUUGGCCUAGCUCAUAUAGAACAAAAAGAAAUGCUAAGCUCAUAACUGGAAUUGCUAUUUUUUUGAUCUACUGCUAAAUAUUUCUAGUUUGAUCUGCUAGAUGACCUGAUAAUAUCUGUUUGACAAUGUACUGUGAGUUUUCAGUUGAGAAGCAUAAAUAAUUGAACUGACAUAUGUAAUAAAUAUAUCUUCAUUUGAUUU